AUGGUAAAUAAGUAAAUAAAUAAAGUUAUUGCAUUUUACAGAAUAAUAUGCUGAUAUUUUUUUGACCACAAGAGGACCACAAAGAGUCAACUGGUUUAAUUGAAGGAAAUCUGAAGAAACGUUGCCAGUAGGACUUUAAUAUAGUCCCUAAACCCCACCAAGACUCCUCCGCCCCCCUCGCAUUAGUAAGAAUCUUAUUUUAGUAUAAAUCAUGUUAAGUUUAGUCAUUCAUUUGUGUUAUGAUUGUUAUUCAGUUAUUUUAAGUUUUUAUAUGUUUCUUUUACUGUUUUAUUUUAUAAAUGUAUAGUAUAUUAGACAUAGAAUUUGAAUUAAAAAUGAUUUAACAUUAUAACAUAAAAACAUCAAUAUAGUAGGCAUACACAUUUGAGCAUUAAUUCUAUGAUAAUCUAAUGUCAUUUUAAGGUCAACCCUAAACUCUUUGUCCCUCUUUAUAAUCAUUUGUUAUGUAUUCAGGAAGUCGUUCACACAUGGUUGGUCCAAUACACCACAUGCAGCCCAUGCUGCUUCUCUCUCUCUCUCUCUCUCUCACACACACACACACACACACACAAAGAAAACAAACCUGUUUGUCUGCCUGUUAGCUACCCGGAAACCGAUCAAAGAGAGAGAGGGAGAAAGAGAGGUGAAUGUGUGCAGCUGAGUUCCUGUCCGUAACCAGCAUGAGCGUGAGUGCCUCUGCAAAAUUUAGGACACAGAGAUAUAAUCAGACAAACUGAGACAAACCAUACGGAUGAGAGAUAACAGCAGAGCAAGAGCACUGAAUGUCUGUAUGGGUGGAGUGAGCUUGAGGCCGGUAGAUCUGGAAGUAAAGCUUUGGGAUUUUGAACUAUUUUUGGUGUCAUGGUUUUGGGUUUGUCUUUACUUGUUAGCAACACCUUUGUAAUGGAGACAUGGCAAAAAGACACAUGACUAGAACUUUGCAGCUUUUUUCUUUUUUCGCUCAAGCCAACCUGCAUAGUUUUUUGUCAGGUGUUGCACAUGUGCUGUUUGGGUAAGUCAGCUUUUCUUGUUCUGCUCGUGAAGAAUGUAUCAUGUGAAACAAAUGUGGCUGUGAUGACAAACGUCUCUCAUCACUUCUCCGCACUUCAUCUGACCUGUGGAUAUCUGACAUGGACAACACAAGGUUUUUAAACUGGAUUAUUAAACAAAGUUUUGCAGUGCUUAUCAUCAGGCGUUACAUGAAUAAAAGAGGAUAUCUGCAUCAGCUACACUUUAUUUGUGUGAAGGAAGUAGUUGUUUUCAACACUAUUUUCGAUGACUGUUGAUUCAGACACAUGUCAGAAUCUCAACUAGCACACCACGUGUGACACAUUGGAGAUAUCUCAUCUAUCAUGGCAACAGCUAGACGUUCGAGUCAAGCUCCUGACACUUCUCAGUCCGUGUCCCAGUCCCCCACCAGCACGGACCGUAAACAUCUUGAUAAAGUUCUCAGGAGACUGGACAAACUGCAUAAACUGAGCACAGACCCCAGGUUGGGUCUUAAAAACAGCCCGCCGUACCUUCCUGAACUAGUAUCGGAGACCGCCAUCCAUCUGACAGAAGUAUGGGCUCCCUACAGGGGCUCCAUGAUGGCCACGCCACGAGGGGACGAGGGCGAUUAUCUGAGGAUCCAUGUUCGGCACCUGCUGGACAAAGCAGAUAAAGCCGUCCUGCUCUUCAAGGAUGGCAAGGAGAAGAUGUUUGAGGAGACAUCAAGCUGCAGGAGAAACCUUACUAAGUUGUCCCUGCUAUUCAGCCACAUGUUGAAUGAACUACAAAAUUUGUUUCCUGAGGGACGAUUUCAGGGUGAUACUUAUAGAAUUACAAAGACAGAGGCCAAAGACUUCUGGAGGAAAGUCUUUGGACACAAAUGUAUAGUACAGUGGAACAUUUUUAAACAGCAGCUGAGAAGGGUUCAUUACUUUGAAGAGGGAAUGGAGGCCAUGGCUUUAAAGUCCACUGUUGAUCUCACUUGUAAUGAUCACAUAUCCAUCUUUGAGUUUGAUAUUUUCACCAGGCUUUUUCAGCCCUGGUCAACUUUGUUAAGAAACUGGAACCAUUUAGCAGUAACUCACCCAGGAUACAUGGCGUUUCUUACCUACGACCAGGUCAGGAUUCGACUAGAGCACUACAGACAUCGUCCUGGCAGCUACAUCUUUCGUCUCAGUUGCACACAAAUGGGUCAGUGGGCGAUUGGUCAUGUGACCAGUGAUGGGAACAUUGUGCAAACCAUUCCCCAAAAUACACCUCUUUACCAAGCACUCAUACAAGGCUUCAGGGAGGGCUGCUAUCUAUACCCUGAUGGGCGUGAUGUGAACCCUGACCUCAGCAGCCUGUGCAGUCCGACUCACAAGGGUCGAGUCAAGGUCACAGAGGAGCAGUAUGAAUUAUACUGUGAGAUUGGCAGCACAUUUCAGCUCUGCAAAAUCUGCACAGAACGAGACAAGGACACUCGCAUUCAGCCCUGCGGGCAUCUGCUGUGUCAGCCCUGCUUGACUGGCUGGCAGAAGUCAGACGGGCACACGUGCCCCUACUGCCGCUGUGACAUCAGAGGCACAGAGUCCAUCCUCAUUGAGCCCUACCUGCCAGCAAGAGACAGGAGGGCAGGGGGGGAGGAGGAAGAGGAGGAAGAUGAAGAUGAGGAGGAGGACCAUGAGGAUGUUGAGCUGGUGAUGAAAAAACUGGCUUGUAUGAAAAAGUUAUCACAGGAGGAGUAUCAAGUUCCUCGAUCCAGUCUGUCACCUCCUCCCCUUCCUCCCAAAAGACAUUCACUUUCCCCAUGUCCAUCUCCCCAACCUCCCUCCAGAUCCUUGAGCACAGGCACACAGAAAGUAAAACACAGUUCAUGGUCAGAAAACAUGCUAAGACAAACUUCUUCAGAUAGAAAUGAGGAACUUUUGGAAGACUUCCAUCCCUCCUCUCUGCCAUAUGUCAAAAACAGUGGGGUGACCUGGGAAGAGCCUUCAGUAAGUGAAAAAAGGAAGAGGAAAGAGAAAAGAAGGGGCAAGGAAAAAGACAGAGGUGUUGUGGAUCCAACGUUUCCCUUAGGAAGUCACAUUCCACAUGGGGAGAUAGAUGGAAACACUUCAUCCUGACGGGAUCCUUCAUCCUCAGGCCUCAGACUGUAAAGUAUAUUGGCAAGAUAAAGCAGUCAUCUGUCGUACUGGACAACCAAAAUGAUUCAAAGAACACAGUCGUCGUCAGAUUCAGAACAUGCAUGUAGGAAUGUUAGCUCCAUUGACCUUUGCAUUGACAGCAGAGAACAAGCAUCUUACUGCUCACAUGUUUGUAAUACGUUUUAAAUUCUACCUCAUGCCUACAAAAUUUUUAGAAAACAAGCACUGCUUUGACAGACCACAAUGAAUAAAAAAUGUACAGAUAAAACAAA
Molecule: messenger RNA, 3388 nt
Organism: Puntigrus tetrazona (Sumatra barb)
Lineage: Eukaryota; Metazoa; Chordata; Actinopteri; Cypriniformes; Cyprinidae
Gene: cblc
Product: Cbl proto-oncogene C, E3 ubiquitin protein ligase
Exons: 13
Coding region: 1353-3095 (580 amino acids)
Biological process (GO): cell surface receptor signaling pathway; negative regulation of epidermal growth factor-activated receptor activity
Cellular component (GO): plasma membrane; membrane raft
Molecular function (GO): phosphotyrosine residue binding; receptor tyrosine kinase binding; calcium ion binding
Source: RefSeq, a predicted model, not a curated record